AUGGCACUGAUUUCUGGCUUAUACUGCCAUGAGUAUCCCCGGAACAUGGAAACUCUGGGCAGUAAUGAGUUUGUUGGUAAGCAUUUUGGUGUUGGCACAACAAUAAGAUAUGAUGAUGUCCAAGCAAAACUUUUAUCGAUGAAGAGAGCUUCUCCAGAUCGAGUGAAGAUGGCGGUCCUCUACUUCUUGUGUAGUGUGAUCAUAGGGAAGAAGAAGGCAGGGAAAAAAGCACCAUCCGUAGAGCCAUUCUUUCUUAGGGCUAUUGAUGAUUUGGACAUGUGUAAAACGUUCCCUUGGGGUCGUUUGGCUUUUGAUGAGAACAUGAAGGACAUCUUUCAUUGUAUGAACUACUUUGGUGGAGUUUUGAGCACAAACCAAUGGGUCUUUCCUAAUUUCGUCAUUCCGUUGGAGGUUCUUGCUUUUGAGGCAAUUCCUGUUCUUAAGGAAUAUUGCCGAGAAGAUGUUAGUAAUGCACAUGCACGUCGUCAUUGUCCUCGGAUGUGCAAGAUGAAAUUUAAAGCAAGUAAACUGAAAGGGUUUACAUUGAAGGAAAUUUAUGACAAACUUGGUACAACUAAGGAUAUUGAAAGUAUUUUGACUCCAUCAUCACGUGAGAAACGUCUUUUAGGUCGUGUCAUGGAUGAAGAGAAGCUUUACAACCAAGAUUUGGCCACCCGGGAGAAUCCAGAAGAUGUGGAUCCGGAAGAUGUGAAUCCGGAAGAUGUGAAUCCGGAAGAUGUGAAUCCGGAAGCUGUGAAUCCGGAACCUGCUGAGAAGGAUAAGGUUGAGAGGGAGCAGGCUGAGAAAGAGCAGGCUGAGAAGGAUAAGGUUGAGAGGGAGCAGGCAGAGAAAGAGCAAGCUGAAAGGGAGCAUGCUGAGAAGGAGCAGGCUGAGAGGGCUAAGGCGGCUAAGACCGAGAAGGCUGAGAGGGCUAAGGCCGAAAAGGCUAAGGCUGAAAAGGAUAAGGUAGACAAGGAGCAAGCUGAUAAGGCUGAGAAGGAUAAGUCCAAGUCUGACAAGGAGCAUGCUGAGAAAGAACAAAGUGAGAAGGAAAAGUCUGAGAAACCCGAGACUGAGAAGGAGAAGGUUGAUGAAGAGAAAGCACAACUUGGUACAACUGAUGAAGAGAAAGAACAACUUGGUACAGUUGAAGAAGAGAAAGAACAACUAGGGACAACGGAAAAAGGCCGAGAGGAAGAUGUUGAGAUGGAACAUGGCGAGAAAGAACAAGCUAAGGAUAAAGGAGAAAAGAGGGAAAGAGAAGAAGUUGUUCAUGCUCACCAAGGUAAAAGGGUGAAGAUCAUAAGCAAGAAGAAGGGAGGGACUGUGGUCAUAAGCAGUCCUAUUCAGACAACACAAAAUGCGAAGAAGGAUAAUUGA
This is a messenger RNA of Capsella rubella, 1380 nucleotides long. RefSeq lists its product as uncharacterized. NCBI's taxonomy places the organism in Eukaryota, Viridiplantae, Streptophyta, Magnoliopsida, Brassicales, Brassicaceae. Bases 1 to 1380 code for a protein of 459 amino acids. The record is from RefSeq and is a predicted model, not a curated record. The transcript has 5 exons.